GAAUAUGAAGAAUUUGAGAUUGAACUAGAGGAUGAUUUAGAUAAUGAAAAUGAACUAGAAGAUGAUUUAGCUAAUGAAAAUGAUCAAGAAAAUACUAAUGAGAAUGCAGAUAAAAAUACAGAUGAAAAUACAAGUCAAAAUAUGACUGAAUCUUCAGAUCUUAUCAAUUCUAAGAGAAAUUUAAAUCAUAUUAAAAGUUACAAAGUUCCUAAAGAUAAAUCUACUUUGACUUUAAGAAGCACAAUUGGUACUUUAUUAGAAAAUAAGAUUAUGCAUACCUGGUAUCAUUCUACUUUACAAAUAACAGCUUCCUGA
Diversispora eburnea is the source of this 315-nucleotide messenger RNA. The record is from the annotation of a GenBank genome assembly. Lineage: Eukaryota; Fungi; Glomeromycota; Glomeromycetes; Diversisporales; Diversisporaceae.